AGGACAAGCGGUGAGGCCCUGCCUCAGAGCACCCCAAACUUGACACCAUGAAGAUCCCAGUUCUUCCUGCUGUGGUUCUUCUCUCUCUUCUGGCACUCCACUCUGCUCAGGGGGCUUCCCUGGGUAGUUCUGAGGAGGAAACCACCAUUGGUAAUUAUGCGGCAGGCCCUGAGGCCUUUAACACUAACUUCCUGAACAUUGACAAGUUGCGCUCUGCUUUUAAGCCCGAUGAAUUCUUGAACUGGCAUGCCCUCUUUGAGUCUAUCAAAAGGAAACUUCCUUUCCUCAACUGGGAUGCCUUUCCUAAGCUGAAGGGUUUGAGGAGUGCAAUUCCUGAUGCCCAGUGACUGUUCCCUUCAAGACCAAGCACUGCUGAUACCCACUGGAAGAGGGGCUAGUGUGGGCUCUGGUCACCAUUCUAUAAGUGCUCUCUCUGGGCUCAGUAACACCAAUAAAAUGUUUUCCAAUCUA
Molecule: messenger RNA, 471 nt
Organism: Neomonachus schauinslandi (Hawaiian monk seal)
Lineage: Eukaryota; Metazoa; Chordata; Mammalia; Carnivora; Phocidae
Gene: KRTDAP
Product: keratinocyte differentiation associated protein
Exons: 6
Coding region: 48-347 (99 amino acids)
Cellular component (GO): extracellular region
Source: RefSeq, a predicted model, not a curated record